Molecule: messenger RNA, 1004 nt
Organism: Trematomus bernacchii (emerald rockcod)
Lineage: Eukaryota; Metazoa; Chordata; Actinopteri; Perciformes; Nototheniidae
Product: secretagogin-like
Exons: 11
Coding region: 84-890 (268 amino acids)
Biological process (GO): regulation of presynaptic cytosolic calcium ion concentration; regulation of long-term synaptic potentiation
Cellular component (GO): nucleus; synapse; cytosol
Molecular function (GO): calcium ion binding
Source: RefSeq, a predicted model, not a curated record
UUGAAUCAGAAUACUUUUUCUCUCAGAGAAUAACGGAUCAUCUGUGUUUGGUUUCUUGUUAUCUUUGUUGUGUUGUCAGCACCAUGGACAGACUGGACGCUGCCGCCUUCCUACAGAUCUGGGAACAUUUCGACCUGGAAGAUAACGGUUACAUUGAAGGAAAGGAGCUGGACGCCUUCUUUCAACACAUGCUGGAAACAUUUGGAUUGAAGAGAGAGGAGAUACAUGAGGAGAAGAUCAUCAGACUGAGAGAAAGGUUCAUGUCUGCGUACGACACCGCAGCUGACGGACGCCUGCAGAUACAAGAGCUGGCCACCAUUAUGCUGCCAGAGGAGGAGAACUUCCUGCUUCUGUUCCGCAGAGAAACACCGCUGGACAACAGCGUGGAGUUCAUGAGGAUCUGGAGGAGCUAUGACGCAGACAGCAGUGGCUACAUCUCAGCCAUCGAGCUCAAGGGCUUCCUUCAUGACCUCUUCCUCCAACACAGGAAGUCCAUCACCCCUGAGAAACUGGAGGAGUACACUGACACCAUGAUGAAGAUGUUCGACAGGAACAGGGAUGGCAGGCUGGACUUAAAUGACCUGGCCAGAAUAUUGGCCCUGAAAGAGAAUUUCUUACUGAAGUUUAAGAUGGACGCUUGCAGUCAGGACGACAGAAAGAGAGACUUUGAGAAGAUUUUCGCUCACUAUGAUGUUAGUAAGACGGGUGAGCUGGAGGGCCCUGAGGUGGAUGGAUUUGUCAAAGAUAUGAUGGAGCUGGUGAAGCCUAGCAUCAGUGGCACAGACCUCGACAAGUUCAGGAAAGCUCUGAUGGGUCACUGCGACAUCAAUGGAGACGGAAAGAUCCAGAAGAACGAGCUGGCUCUCUGCCUCGGCCUCAAACUCAGCUAACAGACCCCCACAACGUUCACACAUUUUUCUUUCUUUCCUCUAUCCUUCUUUCCAUCUUCCUUCUCUCUAUGUACAGUACAAAUGUGUGUUAAAUGUGGAGCAUUGAGUUGGGAC